This is a messenger RNA of Arvicola amphibius (Eurasian water vole), 2334 nucleotides long. It is a transcript of the gene Eps8l3, whose product is annotated as EPS8 like 3. Gene Ontology annotation, molecular function: actin binding. NCBI's taxonomy places the organism in Eukaryota, Metazoa, Chordata, Mammalia, Rodentia, Cricetidae. Gene Ontology annotation, biological process: Rho protein signal transduction; positive regulation of ruffle assembly; regulation of Rho protein signal transduction. The transcript has 20 exons. The coding region runs from base 1 to 2334 and encodes 777 amino acids. The record is from RefSeq and is a predicted model, not a curated record. Gene Ontology annotation, cellular component: plasma membrane; vesicle; ruffle membrane.
AUGUCACGGCCUAGCAGCAGAGCCAUCUACUUGCACCGGAAGGAGUAUUCCCAGAGCAUAGCCUCAGAACCUACCCUCCUACAGCACAGGGUGGAGCAUCUGAUGACAUGUAAGCUGGGGACACAGAGAGUCCGGGAACCGAAGGAUGCCCUACGGAAGCUUCAGGAGAUGGAUGCGCAGGGGCGAGUGUGGAGCCAAGACCUGCUCCUGCAGGUCAGAGAUGGCUGGCUCCAGCUGCUGGACAUUGAGACUAAGGAGAACCUGGAUUCUUACCGCCUGGACAACAUCAAGGCCAUGGAUGUAGCGCUCAACACCUGCUCCUACAACUCCAUCCUAUCAGUCACUGUGCAGGAGUCUGGCCUGCCAGGCACCAGCACUUUGCUCUUCCAAUGCCAGGAAAUAGGGGCAGAGCAACUGAGGACAAGCCUGCAGAAGGCCCUGGAUGAAGAACUAGAAGAAAGCAGACCUCGAUAUGGAGUCCUUCAUCCAGGUCAGGACAGAUGGAAGGGGUAUUCUCCGGAAAGGUCGUUCCCUAUACAACAGGCACCCCCUCUGGAGCAGAGGUUUCCUCCAGAACAACCACACCACAUGACCUCAGAACGAAGCAUCCCACUAUCCCCAAGGUCCCUGGCACACUACCCAAGUGCCCGAGAACCAAGUGACUUCACUCUGCCUCCUCCCCCAAGGCGUGCCCCAUCUCCUGAGGACCUGGAGAUGGAUGAGGAGGUGCUGAACCAUCUCCUGGCUGACAUUGAGCUGUUCACUGGAAGGCUGAAGGAGGCCAAGGCAAAGGACAGUCGUAAGAAGAGAAAACUUGGAAGGAAAAAGAAGAAGGCUCAAAACAAGAUAACACCAGCAGAGUACAUUGACUGUUUCCAAAAGAUCAAGUUUAGCUUCAACCUCCUGGGGAAGCUGGCCUUAAGGCUGCAGGAAACAAGUGCCCCUGAGUUCGUGAACCUCCUCUUCCAAACCCUGAAAUUCAUCCUGGAACAGUGCCCUGAGGAUGACCUUACAGCUAAAGUGAUCUCACCCCUCCUCACCCCCAAAGCCAUAAACCUGAUACAGUCCUGUGUAAGCCCACCCGAGAAUACUCUCUGGAAGUCUCUAGGCACAGCCUGGACCACCAGCCGGGCUGACUGGACAGGCGAUGAACCACCACCCUACCGACCCACAUUCUCCGAUGGCUGGCAGAUUCCAGAGCCCUACUUCAUGGAACCCCUAAGAAACCAGGAUUCUAUUUCCUUCCGAGGUUCUAGGAUGAGGAGCAGCCUACACUUCCCUCAGGAUGAGCCAUACAACCAUAGCGAGGACUCAAACCUCCCAUCCUCCAGUCCCAUACCUUCCGACUCCAUCCUGAAAAUGCAAGUCCUGUAUGAGUUUGAAGCAAGGAAUGCACGGGAACUGACUGUGGCCGAGGGGGAGAUUCUGGAGGUCCUGGACCAGAGCAAGCGUUGGUGGCUGGUGAAAAAUGAAGCAGGACGGACCGGUUACAUUCCCAGCAACAUCCUGGAGCCCCUGCCUGCUGGAGGCCCUAGAAGCCACAGACAACCAUCCUUUAGGGCUCCAAUGCUUCGUCUUAGCUCAAAGCCCGAUGAAGUCACAGCUUGGCUACAAGCAGAGAACUUCUCCACCAUCACCGUAAGGACCCUGGGGUCCCUGAUGGGGAACCAGCUACUUCACAUGAGACCCGGGGAGCUGCAGAUGCUCUGUCCACAGGAGGCCCCACGGAUCCAGGCCCGGCUGGAUGCUGUUAGAAGGAUGCUGGGGGUGUGGGCUCUGCUCACGUUGGCUGGUGAUCCAGAGGAGCGUGAAGAGGUGAGGUACCUACCACACGCUCUUCCUGGGAACUUCCACUUCAACUACUGUUUGUUAGAUGGGUCAAUCAUGAGCUUCCUCCCACCUGUUUAUUUACUGGCAGAACACAGGCAUAUUACCUGGGAGGGGAAAGUCCUCAGGUCCACUGUGCAAACUCAGCCCUUCACAUGUCCCUCCAAAGGAGCCAAAGACAGCGGUCCCCUUGUGGUCAGAAUUCCGAGUCCCGCUGACCAAUGCCAGCUCAUUAUGCGGCAUGACUCUCACGCUCCCCUGGUAACUAGGGUCCAGGUCCCCACUGCCGGGGUGUGGAUGCAUCAGCAGCCGGGUAGAAAGCUCGCACCACAAGCUUUCAGGCGCCGCAGCUGCGCGUGCGCGCCCGUGGCCCCCGCGACCACGCGAAAGGCGGGUGGAGCACGGGGCGAGGAAGGAGGAGCCAGUCCGAUCACAUUGGCCCCGCCCACAGCGUCCAGUAUAAAGUUGGGCGCCCUCAAGUCUUCGCAUAUCCUCGCAGGGGCUUAG